Molecule: messenger RNA, 1398 nt
Organism: Punctularia strigosozonata HHB-11173 SS5
Lineage: Eukaryota; Fungi; Basidiomycota; Agaricomycetes; Corticiales; Punctulariaceae
Exons: 9
Coding region: 1-1398 (465 amino acids)
Source: RefSeq, a predicted model, not a curated record
AUGUAUUCCUUCCUCUCGCUUUUCGGAUUUGUGUGGGUUCUCGGAGGCUUCACUGCUUGUGCCCGCGGUGGCAAAGUUACACAAAAACAACUCGAACUGUCAUGGCUCUUCAGCUGGGACAGCCAACUAGCUCUGCCCAAUCCGAUCACCGCCCAAUGCGAGACGUUGCACGUCGCUUGGGGACGCGACUCGAUGACUGGUCCUGACCCGAUUGCCCCCUACUCGAUGCUGGUCUUCUCGUCGAAUGAGCAAUCCCCCCUGGUUAUUGAUGCGGGAAGUGCUCUUGAGUUCGACCUUACAAUACCGUUUGGCCCCUCGACUCAGUAUCAGGUGUGCAUGUUCGACUCCCGCGGCAAUACAGGUGGAUGCCAGGCGGUGUAUACUGUCUAUCCAACCAUAGAUCAAUCCACUGGUCUUGCGCCGACCUGCACCAACGUUACGUUUCCAAAACCCCUGAACGUAACCAUGACCCAGGGCGACGGUACCGAAUUGAGCCGCUAUGCCUUCAACCCGCCUCAGUGCGACACGCUGACUGUGACGCCCAAUGAAGGGACGCCGCCUUUCACGCUAACAAUCGCCCCUGCUUUGCGUCCUCCUAUCAACAUCACCAGCGAGACAAGUGGCCCCAUCAAUUGGACCGUAGACUUGGAUUGGGCUACGCCGUUCUUCCUUCUUCUAGCCGAUGCGGACGGCCGGACAUACACUGCUGGACCUCUGCAUGCAGGAGGACCCGGGACGACGAAAUGCUUUGCUCGUGGUCCUUCAGGCCCUUCAAAUGGAGGCAAGAUCGCGGGCGCCGUAAUAGGGUCCCUGGUCGCGGGUGUGCUGCUGGGCGUAACAUCCAUGACGGCUCUAUCUGUGUACAGGUCUCAUCGGGCUAUGCCCAAGCCUUCUCUAUUCAGCUCGUUCGAGAAGAAAGAGUUCAGUGUUCUGGAGGAAGGGCAAAGACCAGUGGUACCUUUGAACAUAGACAUCGCUCAUAUACCAUCUGCUCCGUCGUCGAUCGUUCCUGCCAUGCCACGAGCUUCAAGCUUGUCUGCGCCGUUGCCAGCAGCACCGUUGCCGGCGGAACAAGCGAGACACAAUUCGACGAGCCCGCGGCGGUCUAGGAAGAAUACUCAAGAUAUGGCACCUGCUGGCACGCUCAGAACCGAGAACAGCGUAGGGGAAAGUAGCGGAUCCGCGGCGUCCAGCCCAGAAUUUGUGUCGCCGUCCUCGACCUCCGCUAUAUCGGGCCUGUCGUCGGUGUCCACCAUCACGGAAAGUCCUAGCGAGGCUCAGGGACCGCUGUUAGCGGGCAGAGUAUACAUCAGGCAUAUGGAUGGGGGCACCGUCAUCGAGCUGCCUCCGAGCUAUGUGGAUGGGCGCCCACAACCACCGCCGAGCACGCAGAGCUGA